Molecule: messenger RNA, 8297 nt
Organism: Hippocampus zosterae (dwarf seahorse)
Lineage: Eukaryota; Metazoa; Chordata; Actinopteri; Syngnathiformes; Syngnathidae
Product: thyroid adenoma-associated protein homolog
Exons: 32
Coding region: 16-5643 (1875 amino acids)
Biological process (GO): tRNA methylation
Cellular component (GO): cytosol
Source: RefSeq, a predicted model, not a curated record
CACUGUAAAACCAGAAUGUCAGCUUUCGAACUGGUAGAAGACGUACAGAGGCUAAACCAGCCUCACGGUUGUCAAUGCCCCAUGUGUGCUGCGAAUGUGAUAGUUGAAAUGAUGUCUUUUGAUGAACUUCUGACAAGUCUGCAAAACUGUGUCAUCGCCGAGGACCAAAAGCUCGAGCGCGUUUUCGAUAAACUUUCGGAGUGCUCCAGGAGCGACGUUAAAAGGACCAAGGAGCGCAUUUUGGACGAGGCUGCCCAACUGUUGAAGACGGUGAAUCUACAUGUCCUGGCGCGUGAUCACCUUGAGCUUGUAGUCAGACUUCUAGUCUGCUUGCAGCUUCAGAUGGUGCACAUAUCUACAGCCUGUAGAAAAGUGGACCAGAUGUUGCAGUGUCUGGCGAUGGUGGAUCAUCAGUUGGUGUUUGGAGAGAUCCACGCCUGUUUGAGUUCUAUAGUUCACUCAGAGCAGAUAUUCUCUCAUGAACACCUUCAGAGAGCUUGUAUGUUCCUGGAGGUUAGCUCUGUGGGCCGUGAUGUGUGGAGGGAGCUUUGUCCUGCCUUUCUGGACAAAAUGGCGAAAUUCUUCCCUUUAAUAGUGCAACAAGAGCCACUGCGAGAUGGGCAGCUAUGUUACAUGGCUGUCAAGGUCUGCCUCCAGAUAUUUCAGCUUUUGUCUAGAGAGGUGUCUUUUGCAGUAUGGGGAAAAAAGGAGAGUACCCCAGCCAUUAAGAAAAUCUUGCAGGUUCUCGCAGAAAUAAUAUUUGGACAGAGCUGCAGCAGAGACACUCGUCUUUUGGCCGGGACGGCCAUGGCCAUGCUCAUCAACACGGCAUCAGAGAGCAGCGCAGGUGCAGCAGCUGCUUGGAGUCUUUUCCAGAGCUCUCAAUUAGAGCCCUGGCUUCUGACUGUGGGCACCCUUCAGGUGCAGUGUUGCCCCACAUCAGGAGGCGCACUGGGUCAGUUGGCAAUGAGCAGGGGCCUCCUCACAUGCUGUCAACCUCACAUAUUGCUCAGUUCCUGUGCAGAGUUGUCUUUGCAGGGCAGUUUACUGCUGGAUGCUUUGUUUCCUCUACUUUAUGAUUUGUGUGAAGAGAAGCUGAAUUGCCACUACCUUGCAUUUGAGGUGUUCACACUGUGGCUGAAGAAGGUCAAAGAAUGUGUGCCUGAUAUCUGGAAGAUGACGGGUGGCCGUUUUCUGCCCGAUGACAGCAACCUGCAGCAAAAGCUGAUUUCUGUUAUUUGGACCGGUGCUGAAAGUCCAGUGGAAGGCGUGUCCGACUGUGCCCGUGUUACCUUUAGCUUGUUGCUGGACCUCUACGACAUGGACUGUGAGCAGUUUGGUGACACGAAUAAGCCUCUUUAUUUGACUCUACUGCAUCGAAUUAUCCAACUCCCGUGGGAAUCCAAAGCCAAGUUCCAUCGCCUCUGCGCUCUCCUUCCGUAUUUGGGGACUGACACGGUGCUGGAUCACUAUGCUGAAAUACCAAAUCACCUCCUGAAGUGCAUGUCAAACGAUCACCUGUCUCCCUGCGGGUCGGAACUGUACAAGUGUCUGAUCCAGCAGCAGAGAAAAGAGCUUUCUGGCGACACUCUAAAGUCACUGUCAGAGUCAGAUCUGGGCAAUAAGUGGGCAGAACGAUGGCUUCCUGUCCUGCUUGAGGCCCUGACCUCAAAUAUAGUUAUUCUUCAAAACAACAGCUCAACGCACUUACUCCCUUGCACCUUCCAAGUCUUCCCCUCUGCUGUGGAGCCUCUGCUGGCCUCCCUGGACCCGUUCUCAACAGGCCACCUCUGUGCCUGGGCAUUCAUCAUGAGUAGCUACCGGGCUGUGACUGGGAGUUCUCCCUGGGUUCUGCAGGGGAGCUCUACCCUGAAAAUCCUCCAACUCGCCCUGGGCUCUGCUGAUGACAACAUUCGACUUGCCGCCCUCAACCUACUGUGUUGCAGCCUCAAGACCAAAGAGAUUCCAACAUCAGAUGAACUGUCAAUAAUGAGAACCUUCAUUCCUCAGAACUUAAAUUCAGAGUCCUCACUUUUCCGACAACAUUUUCAAGCAGCGGCGAGGAGAUUUUUGGUUCGGAUCAGAGAUGGCUGCUUGGCGCACAUCAAACAACAAAAGGGCAAAGGGAAUAGCAGCCAGAUGGAAAGCUCACAGGAAAUACUCGCCUUGGGAAUAGGUUUUGUGGACUGGUUGAGCCAACUGGUAUGCUGUAACUUGACACCAAAUCACAGUUACCAGAGGAAGAAAACUGUCUUACUGUUACUGUCUGCACUGCUGGAGACAUGCACUGACACUUGGAGCCCUGACAAGAAAAAGGGACAGCCACCCGUGGACAUGGGAUCUCUCUUGACCUGUGCCACGUCAAGAGGACAGUGGGACUUCUUCUCCAGAGAAAAACUGCUGGUCCUCAUCAGCUGUUUGGAAGAUUCCACGAAUGAAAUUCGGGAACUUUCCGCAGGAUUAUUGGUGAGAUUUUUCCCUUCUGUUUUUCCUGCCGAUGUCGCUGCGGCUCUGCUCGUUCGUACCAAGCAGCUUCUGUGCAGUCCUCGGGUCCAGGAGGCUCAGAUGGGGGCGCUGAUGAUGAAGGUCCUCUAUCACAAAUGGCAAGGCCUUCUUGAAUGCAAAAUAAUCAGUGCCGGUGCCAGCAGCGUACAUAACAUCAAGGCCUCCAGCUUUGCUAGAUUCCUUGUGAAUGAGCUGAAGGAUCACUACCUCACAGCCAAAGCAGAUGUAAUGCUCUCUGCCAGAACCAAGCCUAUGCACGGAGUUCUGAGCGCCCUGCAGAAAUGUUUGUUGGACGACAGAUGCAGCAUCUCAGAUUCACUUGGUUCUACACUAAUCAGUGAUCUGCUGAGCCUGCUCAAGAACAUUUCGUUGCUUCUGCUUGGCAUGUUGCAUGGACAGCAGGAAACGGAAAGUGAUGCUCCCCCUUCUUUCUGUGAUAUGGGGAAUGCCAUCAGCUCUCUGAUAGCCCACGCAUCUGAAGAAAAUCUCGUAGAUGGCGGUGAGGAGUGUGUCUUGUUGUCUGAAGAACACAGCCUUGUUCUCACCUGCUGCUGGGUGUCACUUAAGGAAACGGGGAUCCUUUUAGGAUCACUUGUGGAGAAAAUUCUCUCUGAAUCCAAGCCCGACACCUGCUUUCUCACAAAGCAACAACUAGAAACAGCAUCAGCUAUUUUUAGACUUAUUCUCCUCAAAUGCCGUCACUGGGGGGCAGUAGAGGGAUGUUCUGUCGGCUUCACCAGAUACUGUUCAGCUCUACUCAGCAGUAGUGAACCUGAGCUCAGGGAUAUACCAUCUCAGAUGCUCCAACAAGCGUUACAAGUUGUGCAGUCUCCCAGUUGUACUUCUGUAACCCGCCGGGCUGCAGGAUUACCGAUGCUCAUCCUCUGCGUCGUGUCUGCGGAGGAGCCCAGUACGGCACGGCCACUCUUGGCACAUACCAUGCAAACCUUACUGGACACGGCUAGAAUCCCACUUCCUGAGAACUGGGACCAGACACUGGACCUCCCACAGGUGUGUGCUGUUCACACGCUCCAGGCUCUGGUACGAGGAUCAAGCUUGGGUGUCGCCAUUCUUCAGUUUGCACCCAGUGUAGCCAUUUUGGCUCUCACUCUGCUUAGUUCUCCCUGCUGGGCCAUGAGGAAUGCAGCUUUGCAGCUUUACAGUUCUCUUUGCUCACGGAUGCUCGGUCAGAGGCCCAGCAGUGAGGGUGGGACUAAAUAUGGCAUGUCCCCCCACGCCUUCUUCCACCACUACUCCACGCUCCAACUCUUCCUCCUUGAGGAGCUCCGAGAGGCAGCGAGUGACCUUCAGUGUCCAACUGAGGAGGCGAGGCUCCGCCUUCAGCCGUCACUCUUCCCGAUUCUUACUCUUUUAUCCCAACUCCAACCUGGCGUACAGGACUCAACAGAAACCUUGGCGGACUUCCUGCCUCCUUUACUCCAGCUCUCUGCCAGUCCUGUUUACAGUGUGAGAGUGAUGGCCUCCAAGGCACUGGUCGCCAUGACUCCCCCGUCAGAGUAUGUGAACAUCCUCAUCAAUCUGACGGCCCGGUUGCCCUGCACACCGGAGCGCUGCUGUCACAAUUGGCUUCACGGGCAACUGCUCCACAUUAAAGCUGUGCUGGACAGAACUCUCGGAAAAGACUGUGUGCCUGCAGCAGAGCUUCAUGCAGCGGUGAGCACUGUGGAGACAUCGCUGUGGCUUGCCACAGAUAUUCAGCGCUGCCCGCUGGUGAGAGCAGCAUAUGUUAACGUUGUGGAGUCACUGAGAAGAUUUUGCUGCGAGACUUUUCUCUCCAUGCUCUUUGACGUUCUCAUACGUGAGCUUCGCACACCAAAGCAGGGACUUCAGGUUGGCUUGUUUUCCUUUCACCAACGAGCCAUCCAGUUACUCGGUACCGACCCCAAGUGGGCGCCAGACCUUUUGGAGACUCUUAGAACGGCGAGCUGUGAUUUGAGGCUGACAUUGGUCACAUGGGUGGUGCAGGACCAGGACCAUGCGUCAUUGAACACACACUUUAAAGAAUUGAUCCAGAGUGUGCUGCAGUCCGGUCUGAGGGAGGCACUGUUGAGCCCCAUUGCGGAGUACCGCAGGGCCCACGUUGCAGCCUUCGUAGGAGUGAUGGCCACCGAGGAUCCUCCUCCGCAAGUCUCCCUUGAGGAGUCUGUUCUUUUGGAGUGUCUGGAUUUGUUAUUGAGAGACCUUGAGGAUCAGAGAGGCGGGUCAGAGUUCUUGUCCCGAGCUCUGCAUGGUGCAAGCCUCCUGCUUUCACAGUGUUCUCAGGAUUCUUUAAUCCAACGCUGGUGUGGCGUGAUGGAGACUCACCGGUCCCCCCAUGCUGCUGAAGUUCUGAGAAUAUCUUGUGCUGAAGCGCUGUGUGUGGCUGGCCUUCCUCUAACGAGCCACAAUCUCAUUCCUCCAACUCUCUUGAUCAAAUUGCUGAACACAGGCCUGUACUUGCUGCAGGACCAAAGCCAACAGGUGAGGACGAAAGCCGCCCGCUUCAUCUCCAUGCUACAUCACGCCAGAGGAGGAGGACCGCAGAGGAGGCUCUACCUCAUGCAGGUUAACCUGGCUAUACCGCUGCUGCUGGAAUUGUUAUUGGAAGAGUGCUGGGACAUAACGGGUACACUGCAGGUGCUUCUGUGCCAUGUGCCCCACUCUGACCUGAGAUCUGUGCUAAGUGAAAUCGCAGUCAGUGGCUGCGGAAGCCUCUAUGAGCAGGAUGACGCCAACGUGUUUGCUGAGCCUUCAGUGAUGUCUGAAUAUGUGUUGCCUUACCUGCUGCUUAUGGCUGAAAAAUACUCUGAAUCUUCAGCCCUGGCACAGCGCCUGAGCACAUGGGCGGAAGAGAACGCUGCUCCGCUGCUCGACAACCUCACAUUGUGCAAAAGCCUCCAGCCAGCUGAGAUGCUGACACUUCUCACAGACCCCCGGUUUCACAACACCCUUUGCGGCUUGCUAACGAGAGCCACCUUCCUUCUCCACCUUUCCAAAACUUGUGACCGUCUGCAACACCUUUGUGAUCCUUCAGCCCUCCAGAUGACUUUAAAGGAUAUUUGCACUCAUCUAAGUGAGCAAGAGGCCUUGUGCCCGCAUAAGUGGCCAUUUUCCCAACCGCAUGAGAGUGCAAGAUGAUGGACUGGCUCUGAAUUGGCAGAGGAUGGGUGCUCGCUUGUAGACAGCCCACAUACUAGCAGAGUCUUACAUCAUCACAUUGCCUCCCGCUUCUUCUUGAGGUGGGUGUGAUAAAUGACUCACUGACAGAUACAGGCGGGUGGUUUUGUUGUUGUUGUUUUUUUUUUUCUCAAAUGACAUGCUAUUUUUUGGACAAUGACGCAUAGUGAUGAAUCUGAAUAUUUUCUUUCCGGCUUUGUAAAAGUGAGUCAUUCCAUUUUGGAGGAUUCAUUAUUUUUACUCCCACGACCAAAGUUUAACUCAGAAGAACAAUUGCAAAUGAUGGCUUCAACUUUGCUCCACAAGUAGGGAAGAACAAAGGAACUCAAUGCGAGCGUUCGCCUGCUCCUGUUGUUUGUUUUGCAGAUAUGUAAAACAAAUUGGCAACACAAAUUCAUUAUUCAGCCAACAGGUUGUGUUUAUGCCUACACAGUUGUGAGACUUGCAACUAGUUGAGAUUCCAAAAUCUCUUUGCUAAAUGUGAUUCUUGGACCACUGCAACCUGCCUGCUUCCUGUUUAAUUCAGAAACCGACGAUGGCAACGUGGAACAAGGCCAAAUAGGUGCUUGUAUUGGCCUCGUGUGCACACAUUGAAGCACAUGUUUACCAUCUGGAGUGGGAACAGAGGGAGUGUUUUUCCAUUUUGUCACCAAUUAUCCUUCCUCUCAGGGCUCCAUAUGCAAUUACUGUACAAUGCAAAUUGUUUUGGAAUUGUCAGGGAACUGCUGAGGUGCUAUUUCUGCAAGUGACCACCGUUACUUUGUCGACACUUUGGGUUUCUAAAAAUAUAUAGAGUAUACCAAUAUUUUCACUGAAGGCAGAAGCAGUGGAAGUUGUAUGACAGAUCGAACACAAUGUGUUUGACUUCAGUGGUCCAAAUCUAAUUUGUUCUGAUACAGAAACCCAAACAAGUACACUCAAAUGUGCAGUGUGUAGCAACGUGUAUGUACUUGAUUCCUGUGUGUUGUUUGUGUUGAUGGUGACAUGGUUUUUCCACUGCACGUGCAGGGAAAGGGUCCAAAGACCCUCACCCAGCCAAACGUAGAGCAAACAGAUGCUGCUGUGUUUGCACAACCCAGUGCCGAAAAAUGUGCCUGGCUUCUGUGGGCAGAUGAACUCUUGAGUGUGUCACGAGUUGGCUGCUCUCAUUUUGCGCACUGCCAACAAUGCGCACCGACAAAGAAAGGGAACCUACCGGUAUGCACUGGAGCUGCCAGUUCUGGGCCUCUGCGGAGUGCACUUUCUGGCUGCGUAGAAAAACAGGGCUCGUGAGUUGGAGGGGAAGAGCACGGGACACGUGCGCGCGUAUUUAGGGCCAGAUAGGACUUCACUGGGAUUAUAAAUGGAAAGCCACGAGUCAAUGUGGGUCAGAUGGGAAGCUAUGUAUCGACAUGAAAAGUCAUUGUAGUUUUAAUGUAGUAAAUGUAAACACGCACGUUUGAGUUGGACUACCCGACUGACGAUUGUUUGUCAGACUGCAUGCUACGCAGGUGCUCGUCUGCAUUUCAUGGUUCUCGGUUUACGACGGAAUCUGAAGACAUGCACAAAUUAAAACGUAUUCCAUUCUUUACCAAAUCUUAUUGGAACGUAACGCACAAGUAAUGUCAUGCCUAUGGCAGAUCUUUGUAGACCAUAAAUAUAAAACAAUCAGAUUUGAAAAACACGCCUUUUCCCCACCUGUGCACAUAGUUAAUUUCGAGCAAAUUCGUAUACUCGAAAUAUUAUAUUAACAGUAAAUAUUAAAUUUAAAAAACUAUUCCAAGCAAAACAUAAUACGUAGAAAUAUAUUUGGUGCAAAUGACGCGAGGAACACUUCUAGUCCAUAUGUAUAAGACUCAUCCAUCUAUUUUCUGAUAUAAAAUGAACACAGCAAGUAUGGGGUAGGAAAUUUGCGUGCUUCAUGUUAUGUGUAGUUCACUGCACGCCAUUUGUAUUAAUCACUAUAUGUCAAAUUUGAGUACAUAUCGUUCAAACCCAAAUAUAGGCCAUAAAUAUAAAACAAUAACACGGAAAACAUUAAGUUUGGCUGUAACUGAGCGUGUUUCUUGUGCCGCGUGACGUCCCAUUGUUAGUUCGCUGCGCAAACUAGUUCUGUAUACACGUUUUGCAACCUCGAAAUGUCAUGAUUACAAUAAAUAAUACGGAAAACACUUCUAGACCAUGAACAUUUAUAAUUAAAAUAAAAAUCAGCUGGUUUGACAGCAAUCGAUUCUGAGCGCGUCCUCUUCUGCUGCAUGACAAUAUAUUCGUCCGCAACUGCGCUAAAGUGGCUCGUUGCCACCGUUUGUAAUCUGGAAACCGCGUAUGUCGAGUAAAUCGCGUGAACGUAUUUGUGAACGCAGUAUGGCUUUAGGACCUGGAGGUGUGUUUUUUUCUGCUGCUGUUGCUGCUCGCUCCUCACGCGGCUCUUCCUCCAGCUGAAGGUUGUUUACGAAGAAAGGGGAGCUCGUCUUUUUGGCAAAAACAAGGGCUGAGACUUUCAUCGAGAGGAGCAGUGUGUCUGUUGCCCUCAGCACAGGCUCUUUCUCUUUAGGCUCAUAAAAAAGUAUCUUGAGAAAUGGAUUCAGUCCGUCAUCCCUGCAGGAUGUUUCUUUCUUUGCACAUUGUUUUCCUCA